Molecule: messenger RNA, 2800 nt
Organism: Prunus persica (peach)
Lineage: Eukaryota; Viridiplantae; Streptophyta; Magnoliopsida; Rosales; Rosaceae
Product: polyphenol oxidase, chloroplastic
Exons: 1
Coding region: 373-2232 (619 amino acids)
Biological process (GO): pigment biosynthetic process
Molecular function (GO): catechol oxidase activity
Source: RefSeq, a predicted model, not a curated record
UCAAUUUUGAUGUUCUCUUCUCAUUUAAGCACACGAGAAUAUAGAGAGUAAUCAUCCUACUGGGGCAAGGAUUUGUGAAAUCUCAUAUCCCCUCUUAAGGUUGAUAUAUAUUUUUUUUGAUCGCCUAGGGUUAAAGCUUGAGCGGGGCGUGAUGCAGGAUAAAUUUCUCAGAUUGACUGCAACGUUAUACAAGGUGGCAUGCUUAAAACAAAACAACAAAACAACAAAAAAAGGCGCAUUCCUACGUUGUGCUAGGCCAGCAUAUAUGAUAUAAUACAUGUAACAAUAGAGUGUGGGCCCAUGAUUAGGCGAGUGGCCAAUGUUAUUAUAUAACCAGGAGCAUCGAAGCAGUUAGCAAAACCCAAUUAAGCUAUGGCUUCUCCUCUGCUUCCAUCUGUAACCACCUCCAUCGCUUCUUUCCGCCCAGCUUUGUUCCCUAGCAAGUCCCAAACCAAUUGUUUAGUUGGAAAUGGAAGGCACUGCUUUGCAGUAGGUGGAUCUAGACUACUCCUACUGCCAUGCAAAGCAAACCAUGGUGAUCACAACAACCCUAGCAGCAACAACCAAGACGAGGUCACUAGUAGUCCUGAGGGAAAAUUUGACAGGAGAGAUGUGCUGUUUGGUCUAGGAGCUGGAGGGCUGUACGGGGCGGCAGCGGCUGGUCUUGACUUGAACCGGUUCUCCUUGGCCGCCCCAAUUCCAGCGCCGGACAUAAACAGCUGCUCCCUGACCACCGAGGACCUAAAGGGACUCGACUGUUGCCCCAAAAAAAGCGAUAUAAUCUACAAUUUCCAGCUACCCGAAUCGCCACCAGCAGUGCUACGCACCAGGCCUGCCGCUCAUAAUGCCGCAUACCACCAAGCGUAUGUAGCCAAAUACAAACUGGCCAUUGAGCGCAUGAAGGGCCUUCACAAGGACGACCCACGUAACUUCUGGAACCAAGCUAAUGUGCAUUGCGCCUACUGUGAGGGCUCAUAUCACUACACCAUGCCUACAAAACAUGGCAUUAUAGACGGGAUUCUAAAAGAAAUACAAGUUCACUCCUCGUGGCUAUUCUAUCCCUUCCACCGCUGGUACUUGUAUUUCUACGAGAGAAUCCUUGCCGACCUUAUUCAAGACCCAACUUUCGCUUUGCCCUUCUGGAACUGGGACGCUCCUGACGGCAUGUACAUGCCAGCCAUUUUCGAGGACGACCCCGUAUUAAACCCUCUCUACGAUGCCAACCGAAACGCCAAGCACCGUGUGCCGGGGACGGUUUUAGACCUCAACUACCACGGCAAGGACGACAAUACCAAGGACGACGACACAAUAAUCCGGCAUAAUCUCGUCACCAUGAACUCGCAAAUGCUGUCUAUUUCAAGCACAGACUGGUGCUCAUUCUUCGGUCAUCCUUACCGCGCUGGAUACCAACCAAACCCCGGUGCUGGCAAUAUUGAGAAAAUCCCUCACAAUACCGUCCACAAUUGGACUGGUACGGACUCAAGUUUGCCACCAAACACUGGGGAGGACAUGGGAGUCUUCUACUCUGCGGGUCGAGAUCCCAUCUUCUUCGCACACCAUGCCAACGUGGACCGCAUGUGGUACUUGUGGAAGAACAACUUUGGGGGACAGGACAUAGAAGACACUGAUUGGCUUGACAGCUCGUUUCUGUUCUACGACGAGAAGCAGCGCCUCGUUCGUGUUACGGUCCGGGAUUCCCUGGACACGACCUUGCUUGGGUACGACUACGAAUACGCUGAUAUUCCAUGGAUUGACCCCGCCUACAAGCCCACCCCUCGCUUUCCAGCCAACAAGACAGAACCGCAGGUUUCCUUUGCUGAGCUUUCCACCAAGUUCCCAGCCACCUUGGACUCCACCAUCAGUGUUGAAGUGGCCAGGCCGGAGGAGGUCAGAAACCGGAGCGAAGUGGAGAAGGCGAAACAAGAGGAGGUGCUGGUGAUCCGUGGGAUUGAGUUCCCGGCGAAUGUGCCCGUCAAGUUUGAUGUGUAUGUGAAUGAUGAUGCCGACUCGCCCAGCGGGCCGGACAAGUCCGAGUUUGCCGGUAGCUUUGUGCACGUGCGGCACAGGCACGACCAUAUUAUAAAGACCAAUCUGACGUUAGGGAUCACGAGGUUGUUGGAGGACUUGGGAGCCUCAAAGGACGGCAGUGUGGUGGUGACCUUGGUGCCAAGGAACGGGGAAGGAAAAAUAACCAUUGGUGGAUUCUCCAUCGAGCUUUCUUCUUGCGUCUGACUGAUGAUAUCAUGCUUGCAAUCUUGGGAAGUGAGCGGCGCUGCAUGCAAUAACUUUGUUUGCUUUCGUUUCUGCUUGUGAUUUAGUUUCCGUUUCGUCUAUGAAUUGACCAUGCGUCAAUCGAGACCACGUACCCCCACUCGAUGCUUACGUGGGAUGUUCGUCAAUAAAACUUAUGCAUGUUCAUGGGUGUGUUUAAAAUGAUUUCGCCUUUUAAUUUCUACUUUUUCCAAGCAGAGUCUAACCAAUGCAUUGCCCGCAUAAGUUGUCUGCCUGCUGUUGGACCACAAUUUUUUGCAGCUAUACAAGUUUGCAUUGAGUACCAAUUAAUCAUUCAUAACUCAUGAAUAUAAUUAUUUUACAAAAUUAGGACUGAAAUUACAUUAUGAAAGUAUAUAAAAAUAGUCAGCCUCCCUCUAGAGACUAGCUAGAAAUUCUGAAAAUUAAACUAGAGAACGAAACAACGUUUGGUCCCCACGGAGAGACGGAGCAUUCAUUAUUAGUAAAAUUUAAAGUCAGCAACGAAUCCAAAAGGAAGGUGAAAAAAAAAAAAAAAAAACUAUUCGUU